CGGAAAGUGUGUGCUUUUUGCUGACUUGGAGCACAUCUCAUCUCCUGGUUUCAUUAUGAGGAAGGUGCUCUCAAUCUGGUCAUUCUAUGGAUGAAAAGGGUGUAAAGAAAAGGGAUUUCUGAGUGCAAAGCUGCUUUUGGAAGAUCAGGCUAACUGCAACCACUCUGGAAUAUGGAUACCAGUGAGGAUUUUGUUUGAAACAUCUUUCUGCUUUAUGGUUUUACAGGGGAGGAUUUAUCAAAAUGAUAGUAACACAAAUUGAAGCCAAGGAGGCCUGUGAUUGGCUGAGAGCAGCUGGGUUUCCACAAUAUGCUCAGUUAUAUGAAGACUUGCAGUUCCCCAUUGACAUUGAAAUUGUGAAGAACGAUCAUGAAUUUUUGGAUCGAGAUGCAAUGGAAUCUUUGUACAGGCGCUUGAACACAUUGAACAAGUGUGCAACCAUGAAAGUUGAAAUCAGCCGUCAAAGAAAACGGAGUGAUGAAUCAGAGGAGGACGAACCUUGUGCUAUAAGCAAUAAAUGGUCCUAUCAGAGACAAAGCCAAAGAUGGUCUCGGUUGGAGAAUUUUGAUUGUCCUCGAUCUGAUGAAGCUUCCAGCAUAUCUGUGCCAAAUAGUCCAGUGUUCAAAUGUCCUAAUGAGGAUGCAACAUUUUCAGAUCAUGGAGACAAAACUGAUGUGACUUCAUUACACAGCUCUAGUAGUGGGGAGAGUGACAGCUUUCCCAAAACAUACGAAGAGCUAGAAACCAGUAGAAGUUCCUCAAGAUGCUCUUCAGGCAAACUUAUCUCUCCUGAUACUAGUUUUAGCUAUUCUCCUUGUCCUAGUGAGAUGCUUAAUAUAAUUAGUGAGGACAAACUGCUUGACAAACCACCAAUUAAAAAAGGGAAAAGUCUUCUUCGAAAAAUGGAAAAACUGCGCUUAAGGAGUUCAACUGUGAAGAGAAGUACCCACCCAAAAGAUAAACUUACUAUUAGUGGACCUGUUAUACUCGAUGGACUUGACGAUGAGAAGCUGAGAAACCUCAACUGUGUGAACAUUUCAGAUCUCGCUGAUGCUCAGAGUAAAGGGGGCUUCUCAUGUUCUUCUCAAACAUGUAGCAGCAGUAGCCCUUCUGAGAAUAGCAGCACUGUAAGCACACCCAGUCCGAUUAUAAGAGCACGAAGCCACGCAAAAAGAGGUGGAAUUUAUGCAGAAGACUUUGACCCCUCAAAGCUUUCACUGUGGAAUGAUGUAUCAGAACAGAAUUUUAGGAAUGAGAGACAUAUACAUGAAAAUCAGCUAUUUCAAAUACCACAAGGUCACAAGCCUGGGACAUUUCCUAAAGCACUUACAAAUAGCAUUUUAUCUCCAAUGGACAACACUUCUGUAAACUGGAGAACUGGAAGUUUUCAUGGUUGCAAUAGGAACAGGAGGAGAUCGAACAACUCUAGGGAUUCUGAUGCUCCUUCAAGUCCACUUUCACUUUUUGAUAACCGGAUGAGCAUUUAUGACAAUGUACCAAACAUUCCCUUCCAUUUUGGUAAACUUGAGUCAACAGGAGAUGAUGAUGUAUUUUCAGAACUAGACAAUGUGAUGGAACAUGUUAAUGGACUAAGAAAGCUGGUCAGUGAAUGGUCAGAAAAGUUCUCUGAUGAUGGGGACUCUGACUUUGCCAAUGACUCAACUUCACCCUGUCCGUCUUCACCAAAAACAAUCCAUCUUGAAGUGAAGGAACAUUUACAUGACAAAUCAAAAGUUAUAGAUCUUAGAGAGACAGACAGUUGCAAACCUUGUACAGACAGUGAAUCUCCAACCUUGCCGUACAUAACAAUUUCAGAGAUUGGAUCUUCUUUAACAGAUUGCAGUAGACAAAGUCCAGAGCCUGAAAAUCUUUCCCUGCUACUUGACAGCCAAUCAGCAGCUAACCUGAACCGUAUUCAGAAACUCUCUUUGCUGAAGCUAACGGCAUUAAUGGAUAAAUAUUCCCCUUCCAGCAAGCAGGGAUGGAACUGGACUGUUCCAAAGUUUAUCAGAAAAAUUAAGGCUCCUGACUAUAAAGAUAAAAAUGUAUUUGGUGUUCCAUUUAUUCUGAACGUGCAGCGGAUGGGACAUCCAAUUCCUAAGAGCAUCUUGCAGGCUAUAGAAUAUCUCCGGAUUCAUUUUCUUGAUCAGGUUGGACUUUUCAGGAAGUCAGGAGUAAAAUCUAGAAUCCAGUCACUAAGAGAAAUGAAUGAACUGGAUUCUUCUUUUGUGAACUAUGAAGGACAGUCUGCAUUUGAUGUGGCAGAUAUGGUGAAACAGUAUUUCCGAGAUCUGCCUGAACCCAUAUUCACAAGCAAAUUGUGUGAAUCAUUCUUGCAUAUUUAUCAGUAUUUACCUAAGGACCAACAGUUCUAUGCUGUGCAAGCUGCUAUCCUGUUGCUUCCAGAUGAAAAUCGUGAGGCCCUCAAAAUCCUGUUGUGCUUCCUUAGAGAUGUGGUUGCAUGUGUAGAUGAAAACCAAAUGACUCCGACAAACAUUGCAGUGUGUCUGGCACCUAGUCUGUUCCAUCUCAACAGUCUUCGGAGGGAAAGCUCAUCAUCUUCGUCUAGGUCGAGCCAAAGAAAGCACAGUACUGGAAAACCAGACCAGAAAGACUUGAGUGAAAAUCUGGCGGCUACUCAUGGCUUGGCGCACAUGAUCACAGAGUGUAACAGGCUUUUUCAGUUGCCUGAGUAUUGUCAUGACCUGUGUCCUGUCAUUCCUCAAGUAUUACCCAGCCAUCCUGACUCUGUUAUAAACACAUCCACAACGUCAUUGGUUGCACAUUGCAACACCCUUAUUUCCCUAGAGAAUUCAAUGCAGAAUCUUCUUCGAGAUGCCAAAGACAAGUACAGAAGUUGGGUGCCGUGCACAGGAUUUGAACAUGUUGAACUGGGGUACAAGAAGGUAGAAAGUGAUGAAUACCCAAUUAGGUUGUGGAAAACCUCGGUUGAAAUUGAAGGUACUCCCCAAAUGGUCUUGCAACACAUUCUCAGAGAACAACACACCUGGGACCCCAAUCUUCAGCAGUCCAAGAUCAUUGAAACCCUUGAUGAAGAUACAGAAAUUUAUCACUAUUCAUCUGAAAAUAUGUCUCCACUGCCGCCCAAGGAAUAUGUCGUUUUAAGAACAUGGAGGACUGAUCCACAAAGUGGCACCUGCAUUGUGGCAGCAACAUCUAUUGAAUGUGAAGAUGUUCCGAUUGCUGGAGUUCUGGGACAUGUCAUCUUGUGUCAACACCUCAUCGAAAAUACUGGAACGCAGAAAUGUAAAGUAACUCACGUCUGCAGGACAGACACAAGGGGUCGUACAACAGAGUGGUACAAUAGAGUCUUUGGCCACAUUUGUGCUGCGGAAAUAGUGAGAAUAAAGGACUCUUUUAACAAGAAGAAAGCUGUGAAGAUCUGAACUAUUUUCUUUGGUGCUGUUGGAACGUGCACUUUUCCAUUCGUUUACAGCCACAACAAAGGAUUUAAAUGCUAACAUGUAUUGCCAGCAGGAAAUGCAACAUACAGAUCCUCGUACCAGCUCAAAACAAUCUUUUGUACAUAUAUAAAUCUUCUAAGAAUAUGUUUCUUAAGUAGAAGGAAAGGGUACUUGAAUAAAUUUUACUUUUACAUUAUUAAAUAUUCAUUUAUUUAUGUACAAAUGUCAUUAUACAAUAUUCUAGUCAAAUUAAUGUAUAUAUUUUCACUAUACAGAAUAACUUAUUUAUACAUUUUAUCUUUUUCUUUCUUGUACAUUUAUUUUGCGCCUUUUUGAAUUCACAGAAAUAUGUAUAAAAAGCACAGUAUUGCACAGUCUUACUACCAGUUGUUAGUCAGUUAAAUGGAGACAUGGAAAGCUUAACAGGGUAAUGAGAUUUUAAGACUUUCUAGUAUAAAAUGAAUUAUAUUUUAUAAUAAGAGAAAAUUAGUUUUGAGAUGUAGGACUUUUUGAGACGCCUCUUUUUUUAAAAGGAAACACAGAAACAAAAAAAAAAUUGUUAAUGUAUUAAUGUAUGUUUGUGAGUCAGGCACAAAAUCUAAAAGAAAAAAUAUACUUUUUUGGCAAUAUCAUUACAUGUUGCAAAACACAUUUUUUUUCAUAGUGAAACUUCAUUGAAAUCUUUUGUGGAAGGUUAUACAUUUUGAGAACAUGUAUUUUCAAACCUAUUUUGUCCGCAUACAAUAUGGGUAUUUCCAAUUGCUUUAUGGCUUUGACUGUAAAAAAGCACCAUGCACAAUAAAAAAUACUUUUAUGUGUUUUUGUAAACCUAAACUGUACUUAGUAAUAUCUGUUCUUUAGAUCGGUCUCAUCUGAUGUUUUGGCUACUUUUCUUUUGCAAGAAAUUACAAGCAGUUAAGGGCUUAAUCAUUAAAAAAAAAAAAACAAAAAAAAAAACAUUUUCUUAUAUUUGCUUUUUAAAUUUUAUCAUAAUGUCAACAUUUGCCAUACUAUGUCUUUACUUUAAAUGAAGGAAUAAAUAGAUAUUUGUUUCUUAGAAGCAAGAAACACUACGGAGCAGAUUACAAGUUGAGAACAAUCUAUACCAUUUGUAUUGUUUUGCAAUGGUAUUAGGUGUCCAUGGUUAAAGGGAAAUGAAACCGAAGUUUUUCCUUUCAUGAUUUAGAAAAAACAUGUAAUUUUAAAUAAUUUUCCAAUUUACUUCUAUUAUUUAAUUUGCUUUAGUCUCUUGAUAACUUUGUUAAAAGCAUAUCUAGAUAGGCUCAGUAGCUGCUGAUUGGUGGCUGCACAUAGAUGCCUCUUGUGAUUGGCUCACCCAUGUGCAUUGCUAUUUCUUAAACAAAGGAUACCUAAAGAAUGAAGCAAAUUAAACAAUAGAAGUUAAUUGGAAUGUAGUUUAAAAUUGUAUUCUCUAUCUGAAUCAUGGAAGAAAAAUUGUGGGUUUCAAUUUAAUAUUUAUUAAAUGUAAUAUUUAAUAUAUAUUAUGAGCACUGUAGUAUAGUGCACACAAAGCUUUUCAUGCCAGGUAAUAUGGGUGCAUAAUUUCCUUCAGAUAAAAGAUUUCCAUGAGGGACUGCACUAAAAUCCAUGUCUGAUAACACUUGAGAGCAAAGCCAUUGGAGAACGAAAAUUCCAUGCAAAUAGUGGCGUUUUUGGUUAAAUUCUUCUCUAUGCACCUAUGUUGUUAAAUGCACAAUAGAUCGCAAGUGAUAACACUUAUUAACAGGAGUGGUAUCUCACACCACUUCAUUAGUCACUUAUAAUGCAAGGACAAUGAAUGCCCUACUAACACUUCUCAUUGAGAGUAUAGGUUGCACUAUAUAAGUAUCAGCGGCUUUUGUUAAACAUUUUAACUAACAUUAUUGACUAUGCGAGGCCAAGUGCAAAAUAACGUAACACGCUUUUUCACUUGCGCGCCCUUUGCUAUCUAGGCCUUUGUCAUUUAAAAGGGAAUCCGUUUUCAAAGACUUACUAAAAUCAGAACUCUUACUUUCUGUGUAUAACUUUAAAAUAUGAGAACUAAACAUUUUUAUGAAGAUGUAUACAGUUCUUUUCAAUGCUAAAGAACCUUUUGUAACAUCCAGUACAUGCUGCUACGCAGACUAUUCAUAAUAUUCUGAAGAAUGCUAGGGAACACAAAUCUACCAGAAUUGCUUCUUAUUAAUGCUGUAUAGUUUUGGUAACUUAUAACAUUGCCUGUUAGGAAUAUGGAGACUGUUCUGCAGUUUAUUUUAAAGGGACAUUAAAUUAUUAGUUUUAUAUCUGAGCAACUAUGUAUGGCAUUGUGAAAGAUCUGCAUACAAAAUUAGUAUUUUAAAAGCUAUUUAAAACUAAUUUUCUACAUGGUUUACAAAUAAAGAGCAGUCCAGGGAUACAACCUCUGACCAAAUAUUAAAUGAGCUUGUGCACUGCUAUUAGUAUAGCUAGUGAAUGACAGUAACAUUGCCCUAUAUGCAGGAACGCUUAGGCAAAUUACUAGUAUGUGGAAAUGCACUCAGGCCUGUUUUGUGAAAGUGAGGAAACAGCAAAAGCAGUAAAAUGAAAUGUACGUUUUAAUAUUAUGGUUAAUUAUUUGACUGGGUAUUUGAUGUCUAAUGCGUUAAGCUUUUCACUAUUAAAUUGUUUUUCUUGCUAAGACUAAGAUAGGCAAAGCAUUUUUAGUCCUAGAAAAGACUACUGUAAUGUGAUACUAAACUACCCUUAAAGGGAUAUGCAUACUUCAGGGCAGCAGUGAGAUGGGUGGCAUCCUAUAGCAUGGAACUUUCAUAAGAAUCCUAUGUUGAAGCAACAUUAACUUGUUUUUUUCCUGUAACAAACAAAAUUGUAUUAUUGUCACCAGAAUUAUAAAAUGUCAUCUGAAAGGGAGCAACCUGCUAUGGUUGUGUGAAUUUCUUCUGUGAUUCAGACAGAGCAUACAAUUUAAAAAAGACUUCCAAUUUACUUCUAUUAUCAAAGUUGCUUCGUUCCCAUGGUAUUCUUUGAAGAGAUACUUAGGUAAGUGUCUGGAGCACUACAUAGCAGGAAAUAGGGCUGAAAUCUAGUGCUCUUGCAAAACUGCUUCCAUACAUGUGCAUGCUCCUGAGUGUACAUCACUGUUUUUCAACAAAAGAUACCAAGAGAACAAAGAAAAUUUGAUAACAAAGUAAAUUAAGUUGUUUAAAAUACCAUGCUCUAUCUGAUUCAUAAAGAAAAAAAAAUUGUUUAAUUUCCCUUUAACCUUUUUUAUAUUUAUAAACAGGUUCAGUGCUUGUACAGCUGAUUUAAUGUCCCUUUAAUCCAGGGGUGGGCAUUUAUCGGCCCUUCAGAUGUUAUGGACUACAUCUCCCAUAAUGCUCUUUCAGCCAUAAUGCUGACAAAGCAUCAUGGGAGAUGUAGUCCAUAACAUCUGAAAGGCCGAUAGUUGUCCACCCCUGCUUUAAACGGAAGGUAUGGCAACCAAUGACAUAAGGAGCUCACAUACUGAUGUAUACUGCAGUAUGCUGCUUAAAAACCUGGCUUGAAAGAUAUGACCUAAACUAAAAUCAAAGUUAACCUCAAAGUUUGUCUUGUGCCAUCUGAGUUAAGAUUAUCCUACAUCUCGAAAUGCACCUUUGUCAUUUUCUCACUAUGUUGCUGCACAUUCUUCAUUUAUUUAUACAUGUUUAAGGCAUGUCAAGAUGAAGGCCAUAAAUACAAUAUUUGAUUGUAAAAUAUAUUAAUAAGCAGAAAUGAAGCUUGCUUUUUUUCAAUAAAUGCAAAUUGUAUAUAAAAAAUUAAAAAUGUAUAUUUUGCACUGGAAAUUUUAGUCUGCUUUUUAAGAAAAACAAAAACAAAUGUGUUGGUAAUCACGUAAAUACAUAGCUAUGCAUAUAUUUCUGAUAUUUACAGAAGUUAUCUGGCUUUGCUAUAAAAAUAUUGUAAAAAGAUAAAACCUUGCAUAUGUUGAAAAUGUUCACUGCUCUGUAAAAGGACAAUGUGCGUUAAAUAAAAUGGUACAGCACUUGGAAAUAAA
Molecule: messenger RNA, 7437 nt
Organism: Bombina bombina (fire-bellied toad)
Lineage: Eukaryota; Metazoa; Chordata; Amphibia; Anura; Bombinatoridae
Product: rho GTPase-activating protein 7
Exons: 14
Coding region: 243-3407 (1054 amino acids)
Biological process (GO): signal transduction; regulation of Rho protein signal transduction; actin cytoskeleton organization
Molecular function (GO): GTPase activator activity; lipid binding; protein binding
Source: RefSeq, a predicted model, not a curated record